AGAAAAAAAAAAAGAAAAGAUAAAUAAACUAACUUCAUUUAAUAAAAAAAAUUAAAUGAAUAAAGAAGUCUCGGUUCUUAUCUCUCGAAUACUCUUCUUUCAACAGCUGUUUAACGUUUGUUUAUUUGUUGUGAUCCUUUGUAUACACACAUACAUUAAUUUCUUUAAAAAUUUCAAAAAUUUUGGAAAUAGAUCUCUUGCGACAAUUAAAGAGGUAAUUUCGUGUAAAAUCUAACGACACCAAAUAAACACAUAAGCGCAUCAAUUCCAAACAAGUGAAUCAAUUCCUAAGCACGUGCAACGACAAAAUCAAAAAAUAAACAACAAAAAUCGUAAACAAAAAAUUCAGCCAAUGAGAAUCUCUAUGGAACAUACCUUUAUGUACUUUCGGCGGUGACAAUCCCAUCUCCAUCCACUCCGUAUUAAUAAGAAUGAUGACGAACAUCCCUGUUUUAACUUUCUUACCAUCUGAUUGCAGAAACAUUUAAUAAACAUUCCGAAAACCAAUAUUUGCAGCUAAAUAAAAAUAUUUGAAGGGAGCGCAUUGUUGAUAAUUUAAAAAAUUAAGAUUUGCAAACCGAAUAUCAUGAAACCUACUUUGGCAGCAGAUGAAAUGUUUCCUGAAGGUGCUGGCUACAUGGAUAUGGAAGAGUCCGGCAGUUCUUCUGCAAUUCUUAUGGACUUGGCUUCAAAUGAAAAGCAUGUCCAUGCCGAUUUCUACAACGAUUUCGAUGAUUUAUUUGAUGAUGGAGAUGACGAUCUUUUCAUCACUAACGAAAAUGCUAACUAGUUAGUAAUUAACUCUUUCGACCUAAAAAUCAAGCUACUUUAUAUUUUUAUACAAAAACUCCUGGAAAUGUACUUUUCUCAUUUACAAUUUAUUUCGCAGCUGAACGUUUUUUACAAACUGUUUAUAAUUAUUAAAGAAAAAACAAAAGAAAAACAAAAAUCUACAGGAAGGCGAACGAAAAAUAUACAGUUAUUAAAAAUACGACUAGCACCUGAAGUAAUUAAACACAGAAAAAAAAAAAACGAAAAAUGGAAAAAAAAGAAUUACUAAAAAUAUUUAACGAUUAUUUUUAAAUUACAAGUAAAUGAAAUUAACUUAACGCUUACAUCAUAAAUUGCGUUUCUAAAUUUUAAGGG
This is a messenger RNA of Glossina fuscipes, 1146 nucleotides long. Its product is annotated as COP9 signalosome complex subunit 9. The transcript has 2 exons. Gene Ontology annotation, biological process: negative regulation of protein neddylation. The record is from RefSeq and is a predicted model, not a curated record. NCBI's taxonomy places the organism in Eukaryota, Metazoa, Arthropoda, Insecta, Diptera, Glossinidae. Bases 587 to 790 code for a protein of 67 amino acids.